CGCAUUCUGACAAUGAUGCUCGCAAAUACUAUUUUCCCACCGUGGUCAGGCCGCCAUCAAGUCUUCCCGCUACUUUACUAAACCCAGUCAACUUCCGCCUCCUUUGUAUUCCAUUCUUCUUCCUCCCGUCCAUAGAUCUUCUCUGUCUUUCCGCAUGGCUCUGGCUCUGCAUCUGCUUUUCAUCUCUCUUCUUCCCCUGGCGCUCGCAUCUUCUUGUCACUCCACUUGCGGCAGUAUCACCAUCUCUCCUCCCUUCGGAAUCACUCCCAACUGCCUCCAAAGCAAGUGGUUUGAAAUCGAAUGCAAACAAAACUCUGACGGAACUCAAAGGCCCUAUCUCAAGUUGAUCCAACUGGAGGUCACCAGAUUUGAUUACGAUUCCUGCAAGGUUUGGAUCAAAAACCCAGUUUACACCAGGAACUGCAGGAACAUCACCGCGCUUGUUCCCCCCGUAAACAUGACUGCAAGUCCUUUUGUUUACUCUCGAGAGGACAACGUCUUUCUGGGCGUGGGCUGCCACACGCGGGCUCUUCUUCUGCAAGGCUCCCGCGUUUCCGGCGGCUGCGUCUCCAUUUGCGGUCAAGACCCCAAUUCUUCCGGAAUCCGAGCUUGCCUCGGCAGCUAUUGCUGCUCCGCUCCCCUCCCUUGGAGUCUGUCCGAAUUCAACCCCAGAAUUGAAGAUGUGGCGGCUAACAGUUCCCCCAGGGAUCCCGGUGAUUGCAAUUAUGCGCUGAUUGCAGAAGAUAACGGCCGUGCUGAUUGGGGAAGAUGGAUUCUCAGCGAGUUGAAGGAUUCCGACAGUGUUCCUGCAGUGCUUGAAUAUCGUACCAGUUGCGCUGAAACGUCUUCCACGACGCUCAACUCAACUCUCGGACCUCAGUGUACCAGUUCUUGUGCUCCUCAAGGUGGGCAAGGGAACUCUGGAUCCAGAUCUCCAGGCAUGUCGGUGAUAGGAGUCGUUUUCUCGAGCCUAGUAUCCAUUGUUUUCCUUGUUGGGGUGUGGAUUCAAUACAAAAUCUUCCGGAAAAGUAGAAUGAACAAACGCAAAGAAAAAUACUUCAAACAAAAUGGCGGCAUGCUGUUGCAACGGAGAUCGUUAAACGGCGAUGUCAGCUUCGACAAAACCAAACUGUUCAGCUCCAGGGACCUUGAAAAGGCCACCGACCGCUUCAACGUUAAUAGAGUGCUCGGAAAGGGUGGCCAAGGCACUGUUUACAAGGGCAUGCUUGCCGACGGUCAAAUUGUCGCUGUCAAGAAACUCGAAUUCCACGGAAAUGUUGAAGAAUUUAUCAACGAAGUGAUCAUCCUUUCUCAGAUUAAUCACAGAAACGUGGUGAGGUUGUUAGGGUUUUGUCUGGAGACACAAGUUCCUCUGCUGGUCUACGAAUUCAUCCCAAACGGUAACCUCUUCGAGCACUUGCACGAACAAAAUGAAGAGUUCUGCAUGGUGUGGGACACGCGUUUAAGAAUUGCCAGCGAGGUUGCGGGAGCUCUAUUUUACUUGCAUUCAGCUGCGUCUCGGCCCAUUUAUCAUAGAGACAUCAAAUCGACAAACAUUCUGUUGGACGACAAGUUCAGAGCAAAAGUUGCUGAUUUUGGAACUUCAAGAAUGGUUUCUAUGGAAAAGACCCACAUCACGACUCAAGUUCAGGGUACUUUUGGCUACUUGGACCCUGAGUAUUUUCAUACCAGUCAAUUCACUGACAAGAGUGAUGUGUACAGCUUCGGAGUUGUUGUGGUGGAACUUCUGACAGGUCAGGUUCCGAUAUCAUCAUCUGGAAGGCCAGCAGAAGCUCAGAGUUUGGCUUCAUAUUUCAUAAUGUGUAUGGAUCAAGGUCGUUUAUAUGAUAUUCUGGACCCGAGAAUCAUGGAAGGGGCGAAGGAGGAAAUCACGGUCGUGGCAAACCUAGCAAGAAGAUGCUUGAACUUGAACGGGAGGAAGAGGCCGACCAUGAGAGAAGUCACAGCCGAAUUAGAAGGGAUUCAAAGACUGAGAAGGAUGUGCUCUAACAUUGAGCCGCAAAAUUACGAGGAAAUCGACUUCGGUGGAUUGUUUGAAGGCUACCAACCUUGGACUGCUGAUUACGCAUCAUCCGGAUCCACUCUAAACACCAUAGCUUCCUCAUCGUCCCAUGGUUUGCUUGUUUCAGAAACACAGCAGUUUGUUGACACACCACCUAACGUAGUGAAACUAUAGUGAUCUAGAGCAUGAUCAACUUCUAUGAGUGUGUAUAUAUUCCACAGUUUUAUUUUAAUCUCAAAGCAUAUAUACUUUUCUGGUAUUUCAUCAAUUGUCAGUUUAGUGAUAUAGCCUAUAUUGGGUCUUAUAACUUUGGGUUAUGUGUGUGUAAUUGUAUAAAUAUCACACUGUUUCACUCAUCAGGCUCGUUGUCAGUCAACUGUGAGUUCAUUUAACA
Molecule: messenger RNA, 2417 nt
Organism: Prosopis cineraria
Lineage: Eukaryota; Viridiplantae; Streptophyta; Magnoliopsida; Fabales; Fabaceae
Product: wall-associated receptor kinase-like 8
Exons: 3
Coding region: 155-2197 (680 amino acids)
Biological process (GO): cell surface receptor signaling pathway; protein phosphorylation
Cellular component (GO): plasma membrane
Molecular function (GO): protein serine/threonine kinase activity; ATP binding; polysaccharide binding
Source: RefSeq, a predicted model, not a curated record